GAAUGCGAAACACCGCUCUAGGCCAAAUUGAAAUCAAGGAUUAAAUGAACAGAAAUCUGGGCCUCUUCGAUGGUUCAGUUUAUUCAGAAGCCGAAAUUGAACUGUCCAUCAGAUUUCAAGACAUUUUCCAAACAGAGCAACUUGUGAACUUUGGGUAAAGUCUCGAAAAUCAGCAUAUUAAUUACAAGACCACGAAGAAUGGUAGCUGAUGGGACAUUUGAAUGCUAGACUCCUGUGCUAGUCCUUUGGCCUCAUUUGGCAUCAAGUGCCUCUUUUCAACUUGCUCUCAUCGAGGUGCUGCCGGGAGUACCACAAUUCUGCAUUGAAGACGUCUGACAGCGUUACACAAGGUCAGAAGGUCAGAAGGACUUGCUGCCAGCAUUGUAUCUAGCCAGGUUUAUCUGGAUAACUACUUCCACCUCUGAGACAAGAGAUAUGAUAUUUGAACCCAGACGGCUAUGAAAGGUUUAGGAGGUAAUCGAAGCCGUCACCUUUCAGACAACUGCGAACCAACAAGUGACCAAAUGUAUCCGACCCCCAUCCAGGAACGAAACCCCUAUCUGCUCAGCCCAGCAGACUCCUAUCAAAUGGAGCAUCACCGUUUUCCUGCCUCUAAUGCAAUGCAGGGCGAUUGCCUCCUGCCUUUGAACAAUCAGAUUGCCAGCAGCACCUUUCCUAGGAUCCAUUAUAACUCACACUUUGACCUACAAGAUGACUGUAGCUUCACUCCGAAUACUUCCACAAGCAAAAUAAAUCGCCUUCCAGCCAACCUGUUGGACCAGUUUGAAAAGCAGUUGCCUAUUCACAGGGAUGGGUUCCACACACUUCAGUUCCAGAGGAGUGACAACAAGCACCGCAGUGAAAGUCCAGGUCGGAUACGCCACCUUGUACACUCCGUGCAGAAGCUCUUUGCAAAAUCUCAGUCCCUUGAGGGCUCUGGCAAGGGAAGUAUGAACGGCAACAAAUUUGGCUCUGAUGACCCCAAGCAGAGCAAGAGAAGCAAGAGCAAGGACCGAAAAUCAGAAACAAAACGCAGAACAAGAACAAACAUAUCAGGCUGGUGGAGUUCAGAUGAUAACUUGGAUAGUGACAUUUGCAAUUAUCGGAACCCAAUGAGUUUAAUGACACUUGGGAGACGCCCUGACCAUGGGCCUGCCAAAUACUUAAUGAAUGCAUAUAACACAAUCAGUGAACAUACCCUUAAAGCUUCUAAAAGCAAUAAUGACUUGAAAUGUACACCAUGUGUGAAUAUACCAAUAAACGCUGAUUCCAAGUACAUAAAGAGAGGUUCCUGGUCCACACUCACCUUAAGUCAGACCCGAGAAGUUUGCCAAAAAUCAUCUGCUACAAUGGAUAAGGCACUGUUAAAAUCCAGGUCAUAUCAUCAUGACCUUGCUUCUCAGUACUUGAAGGUCCCCCUUCACGAUGACUGGAAUAGCACUCUUUCACGUGGAAAAGUGGGCGAAAUUCCCUGUCGGCGAAUGCGCAGCGGCAGCUACAUCAAGGCAAUGGGAGACGAUGACAGUGAGGACUCUGAGAUGAGCCCCAAACCAUCUCCAAAGACUGCAGCGCGACGUCAAAGCUACCUGAAGGCCACGCAGCAGUCUCUGAGUGACCAGAUCAGUCAGCGGAACCAAAGCUAUCUCUCAUCGGUGAGUGAGUCCAUCCACAGGAGUCUCGAUUGCCUGGAUACGGUAGAAAUGACCUCUCCCAACUUCCAUGGAUGGAAUGAAGAUGAUAUGGGAAGCACAGACACCCUCAAGUCCAACCCUGUUAACCAGGAGCAAGAAAUGGAAUAUAGCAAUCAAUAUGAAAAUAUCUGUGAAUCUGUCUUCAAUGAGGUGGAUUCCCAGGCAGUGGAUGCUCUGGACCUGCCCAUACCUGGCUGCUUCCGCUCAAGAAGUCAUAGCUACCUAAGAGCAAUCCAGGCUGGCUGUUCUCAGGAUGAUGACAAUGUAUCUGUCCGUUCAGUGUCUCCCCCACCUUUAACCACCACAGUUAGAACCAUGCAAACCAACACCAGUAAGUACAACUCUCACUACCACUAAGUACAUUAUCCUACUUUGAAAUGGUCAAAGAUGAGCCGUCUGAAUGAUUUUAUGGCUAUUUUGAGCACAGAAAUGUUUGGUUCAUCAGAUAACAGCUGACAAAGCAUGAAGGUCCCUGGGAUAUUAUUUGAAUCCUGACAGUAAGCCGAACUGAUCUUUCAAAAAAUAUUAAAUAUCCAUAUGAAGGAGGUGACCCUCAUGGACAGGAAGUGAAUCAUA
Hypanus sabinus (Atlantic stingray) is the source of this 2267-nucleotide messenger RNA. RefSeq names its product disks large-associated protein 1-like. Gene Ontology annotation, biological process: signaling. Gene Ontology annotation, cellular component: postsynaptic specialization; glutamatergic synapse. The coding region runs from base 459 to 2048 and encodes 529 amino acids. Gene Ontology annotation, molecular function: molecular adaptor activity. The transcript is spliced from 8 exons. The record is from RefSeq and is a predicted model, not a curated record. NCBI's taxonomy places the organism in Eukaryota, Metazoa, Chordata, Chondrichthyes, Myliobatiformes, Dasyatidae.